Messenger RNA from Microcebus murinus (gray mouse lemur), 1166 nucleotides. Lineage: Eukaryota; Metazoa; Chordata; Mammalia; Primates; Cheirogaleidae. The record is from RefSeq and is a predicted model, not a curated record.
AUGUGUCUGCGGCUCGGGGCUCCACGGAAGCUCACCGGGAGCGUGCGGGGUUCUGCCCGGGACGGCCGGGACGGCGCCUGGGGCCCAGCGAAGGCCAGGCGCCAGGACGUGCUGCCCGGAGUCCCCACUCCUGGGAGCUUCGUUUUUGUUUCUCGUUUCCUGUGUUUCCCCCCUCACUUUGGGACAUCUCAGAGCCCCGAGGCUGCACACGGGGCUGUGGCGCGAAGGUCCACCUGCCCCGGCCCGAGAGGGUCCACCUGCCCCGGCCCAAGAGGAUCCACCUGCUCCAGGUGGGAGGGUGGGGGAGCUCCACCCAGAGGGCCAGGCACUCGCCCAGGCCAUGGCCAACAGGCAUCCAGGGCCAACAGACCCCAAGCCCCGUCUACACUGCACACCGCACACUCUACCCGGCAUCUCCAGGAAGCUGGGGCCGACAGACCCCAAGCCCUGUCUACACUGCACACUCUACCUGGCAUCUCCAGGCAGCCCAGGCCGACAGACCCCAAGCCCUGUCUACACUGCACACUCUACUUGGCAUCUCCAGGCAGCCCGGGCCGACAGACCCCAAGCCCUCUACCCUGCACACCACAUACUCUACCCGGCAUCUCCAGCCACUGGAGCCAAUGGAUCCAAGCCCCAUCUACACCAAACACUGCACGCUCUACCCAGCAUCUCCAGGCAGCCGGGUCCAAUGGAUCCAACCAAGCCCUGUCUACACCGCACACCACACGCUUUACCCGGCAUCGUCUCGGCCAUAGGGUUAGAAAGUCCGUCAUCCCAGCAAGCCUUGGAUCUCCCCAUGGCUGGCUGCUCGGCCCGUGGGACGGGCGCAGGGGCAGACCCGACGCCCCCACCCAGGCGAGGCAGGGGAGGCCAGGGCUGUCCCCUGGGGGCCGGAGCAGGUUCCCGGGGAGCUGGAGCUCCAGCAAGGCCUCGGAGGGGGACGAGAAUUUGCGGCACAGACUCGCGGGAACAGCCAGGCUAAGGUGGGGGCCGGGGCGGGCAGCGGGGCUGGAGGGCCCGGAGAUUCGGCUGGAAGCUGGGCUGCCGUGGGGGAGGGCUGGGGGUAGUAGAGGCUUAGAGGAGAAGGAGUUUCCGGCGUGUUCUUUUUCUUUGAGACAGAGUCUCACUUUGUCACCCAGGCUGGAGUGAGUGCCGUGGCGUCA